AUGGUUAACGUAUUCAACGUCCAAAUCUUCUUUAUCGUGUUUAGAGAAACAUUAGAAGCUGUCAUUGUUGUGUCGGUCCUUCUUGCCUUUUUGAAGCAAGGUUUAGGUAAAUCAACCGAUGAUCCAAAAGUAUACAAGAAGUUGCGGCGACAAAUUUGGUUGGGAGCAAUUCUAGGAGUUAUCAUUUGUUUGAUUAUUGGUUGUGCUUUCAUUGGUGCUUUCUAUGGUUUAGGAAAUGAUAUUUGGUCUAAAUCUGAAGAUUUAUGGGAAGGUAUUUUUUGUAUUAUUGCCACGGUUUUGAUUUCUUUAAUGGGUAUUCCAAUGUUGAGAAUUAACAAGAUGAAGGAGAAAUGGAGAGUUAAAUUGGCUCAAGCUUUAGUUAAACAACCAAAGGCUGAAAAUGGUAAAAAGCCUGGUUUGUUGGAAAGAUUGAGAUUGACUAAUUUUAUUCAACGUUAUGCAUUGUUUAUCUUGCCUUUUAUUACUUGUUUAAGAGAAGGUUUAGAAGCUGUUGUUUUCGUUGGUGGUGUUGGUUUGGAUAAACCAGCUACAAGUUUCCCUAUCCCAGUUAUCGUUGGAUUAAUUGCUGGUAUUGCUGUGGGAACAUUGUUGUAUUACUUUGGAUCCAAUUUAUCUAUGCAAAUCUUUUUGAUUAUUUCAACUGGUAUCUUGUACUUGAUUGCCGCCGGGUUGUUCUCAAGAGGUAUCUGGUAUUUCGAAACUUACAAAUACAACCAAGCUACUGGUGGUGAUGCUUCUGAAAAUGGUUCCGGUCCAGGUACUUAUGACGUUGCUAAAUCUGUCUGGCAUGUCAACUGUUGUAACCCAGAAACUGAUAAUGGUUGGGAUGUGUUUAAUGCCCUUUUGGGAUGGCAAAACUCUGCCACUUAUGGUUCAGUUAUCGGAUACAAUGUUUAUUGGAUUGCCGUUAUUGCUGUCUUGAUGUUGAUGCUUUAUGAAGAAAAAUAUGGACAUUUACCAUUCACCAAGAACUUGACUUUGGUUAAAUUGAAUCCAAUGUAUUACAUUAAGGGUAAAAAGAAACAUGAAUUGAGUAAUAAAGAAAAAGAAGAAUUAUUUGCUAAAGUUAAAUUACAAGGAUUUGAAAAUUCUGCUGCUAAUCAAAACCGUAAUGGAAAUGUUGCUAUUGAUGCUUCAGAUGAUGUUGAAUCGGAAAAAUUGGUACAAGCUACUGAAGCAAAGUAA
Messenger RNA from Lodderomyces orthopsilosis Co 90-125, 1206 nucleotides. Its product is annotated as FTR1 family protein. Gene Ontology annotation, molecular function: ferrous iron transmembrane transporter activity. Gene Ontology annotation, cellular component: plasma membrane; high-affinity iron permease complex. The record is from RefSeq and is a predicted model, not a curated record. Lineage: Eukaryota; Fungi; Ascomycota; Pichiomycetes; Serinales; Debaryomycetaceae. The transcript has a single exon. Gene Ontology annotation, biological process: iron ion transmembrane transport. Bases 1 to 1206 code for a protein of 401 amino acids.